Messenger RNA from Brassica napus (rape), 858 nucleotides. RefSeq lists its product as uncharacterized. The record is from RefSeq and is a predicted model, not a curated record. The coding region runs from base 1 to 858 and encodes 285 amino acids. NCBI's taxonomy places the organism in Eukaryota, Viridiplantae, Streptophyta, Magnoliopsida, Brassicales, Brassicaceae. The transcript is spliced from 2 exons.
AUGGGUUCGAGACAAAUACCUCUCUGCAGCAUCUCAGUGCGGGAAGGAGGUGAGACUUACUUCUGGUUUGAUCCUUGGACACCUUAUGGUAUCUUGAUUGACUAUUUGGGACCUUCGGGACCUAUGGAUUUGGGAAUUCCACUGAAUUCUCUGGUUUCCUCUAUUACUCAAGGUUCUGCUUGGAUCUUAAGACCGGCCAGGUCUAAGAGACAACUGAAUCUUCAUGUCUAUCUCACUUCAUUCUCUCCUUCUCCUGGAUCAGAUGCUGCUAUUUGGAAAGUUGAAGACAUAAUUUGUACUAAAUUCUCUACUAAGGAUGUUUGGAAGUCUAUUAGGAUGGCUAAGCCUUCUGUUUCUUGGGCGAGAUUCAUAUGGAAUCAGGCAAUUAUACCAAAGUAUAGGAUUACCUCUUGGUUGUUCACCCUCAAUCGUAAUCCGACUAUGGAUCGUAUGAUGUCUUGGGGACUUGAUUUGGAGAAUUGUUGUUUGCUUUGUGGAAGCGCCCCUGAAUCUAGGGAUCAUUUGUUUUUUGUAUGCCCCUAUUCCUCUCUUGUUUGGAAAGCUGUUAUUGGGGUGCUUGGUUUCACUAACCCUCCACUGCAGUGGGAUUCUGUUUUUGAGUGGUUUGUUUCUGCUUCUUUUAACCGGAUUCAACUUGCUGCGGUGCUUCAACUCUGGCACGGUUCUAUAUAUGUUAUAUGGCAAGAGCGCAAUGCUCGAUACCAUAACGGUCUUACGAAAUCUCAUUGGAUGUUAUCUCAAGAUGUCAUCAAACAGGCAAAGGAUAAGUCUUCAGCUAUGCGAAACUGUGGAUCUGAUCUUGGCUUUAGUUUGGUGGCGUUCUGGUCUACGUUUUAA